GCCCAUUUAUGAACCCAAAAUGUCCCAAGACUCCCGACCUCAUCUCUCUAAUCUUCCAUUUACGAGCCUAAAUGGCUUCGAUAUCAGGCAAUUGAUCAUCUCCUAGUUUUGGUCAUGGCAAUUCCAAAUCAGAAACUUCUCAAAACUCUAAGAUCAGUUUUAACCUCUGACACCUCUAUCAAAACCAAUUAUGAAAUUGCAAACAAAAUUUCUGAAGCCCUUAAAACUUUAGGCUGCAAAUCUCUUCUCCAACCUAAUAAUUUUCCCCUCCUCUCAAAUCUCAACACAGACAUAAUCCAUCUUGUUGUCUCAAACCCACUUCUCAAACCCACUACUUGUUUAGAUUUCUUCAAUUUUCUUGAUGAUGAUAAUAAACGAUUUCUUACUCCUCCUACUUAUGAGCAUGAUCUUCAAACUUAUAUAACCUUAAGUUUAAGGUUAUUCAAAGACAGAAAAUUCCGAAUGGCAAAAUGUCUUCUUAAUCAUGUUGCAAUUCAUGAAAAUCUCAACUUCCCAGUUUCAGCUACAGCUUCUUUGGUGGAGAAUCUUUGUAAGGAUUCUCAUACUUUGAGUGAAUUUUUUGAUAUGUUUUUUAGAGUUUAUUUAGAGCAAAACAUGUUUGAGGAGGCUUUUCAUGUUCUUGAUCACAUGAAAAAGAAUAACUUGGAACCGGAUACACGGUCGAUCACGAUUGCUGUCGAUAAGCUUUGUAAGAAUGGAAAGCUCGAGAAGGCUAGGGAGUUCAUGGUGGUGGGCGGAAGUAAAGGGAUUAAACCAAAUAUUUUUACUUAUAAUGCUCUGAUUAAUGGGUUUAUUAAAAUGGGUAAAUUUGAGGAGGUUCAUGAAAUACUGGAGUUGAUUGAUAACGAGGGACUAUCAAAAAAUGUUACAACUUAUACACUUCUGAUUAAUAAGUUUAUAACUGAGGGCAAUAUUGAAGAAGCUGAAAAAGUGUUUGGAGAAAUGCUUGAGCGAAAGAUUGAACCUGAUAUACACGUUUAUACAUCAAUGAUAAGUGGAAAUUGCAGAAGUGAAAAUAUGAAAAGAGCAUUUGCGUUGUUUGAUGAACUGUCUGAGAAAAGAAUAAAUCCUAAUGUACAUACUUAUGCUGCAUUAGUGAAUGGUCUUUGUAGAGUUGGACAAAUGGAUGCGGUGAAGAUAUUGUUAAAGGAGAUGCAGUGCAAUGGAAUUUAUUUGAACCAGGUGGUGUUUAAUACAAUAAUGGAUGGGUAUUGUAAGAAAGGAGCAGUGCAUGAAGCUUCAAAAUUGUUUGAUGUAAUGGGGAAGAAGGGUAUUAAAGCUGAUGUGUUUUCAUAUAACAUAAUUGCAUGUGGAUUAUGCAAGUUAAACCGAAUUAGUGAAGCAAAAGCGAUAUUGCUUAGUAUGGUAGGUAAGGAUAUUGUGCCAAAUUGUGUAAGCUUUACUAUUUUGAUUGACAUUCAUUGUAAAGAAGGAAAUAUUGCUGAAGCGAUGAGGGUUUUACGUGAUAUGGAGAAGAAGGGUGUACAGCCUAAUGUUGUUACUUAUAAUGCUCUUAUAGACGGGUAUUGCAAAAAAGGGAAAAUGAAGGAAGCUUGCGAGAUUAAAGAUGUUAUGGAAAAGAAAAGGAUAGUACCGGAUGUGUAUACUUAUACGUCGCUUAUGCAUGGGAAUUUCAUAGUUGGGAAUGUAGACAACGGGUUGAAACUGUUCCAGGAGAUGGUGGCAAGGAGUUUGUCACCAAAUUUGGUUACUUACACUAUGAUGAUUUCAAAUUUGUCUGAAGAAGGGAGAUCUCAUGAGGCUUUCCGUUUGUACGACGAAAUGAAAAUUGUGGGUCUAGUGCCUGAUGAUGCUCUAUACACCACCCUCGUUGGUAGUCUUCACAAUGAGGUGCCAAGAAACUCUUAACCAAGGAAGAAGAUAGGCACUUUUGUUUAAUUUUUCAAUAGCAAUUGCCAAGAAACUAUUACCCUUCAUUCCUGAUAAGAUUGGAAGUAUUGUUGGCUUGUAAAAGCAUGGGUGAAGUGUAUGAAUGAGACAUGGUGGUAGUUUUCAAGUAAAAAUGGCAUGAUUGAAUGUGGCUCAUCUUUCUGAGCAAUUAGAUACCGUACGGCAUCUAGCUAGUGAGACCCAGAAAAAGAAAUGCUGCACCAGAAAACAGGAUACUGGUUUGUUUGUUUUUUAUCUGGGAUGCUAAAGUUACAUGUGACUUGGAGUGUGCAAGCGUUGUUCCUCUUGGCGGAUAUGAAAGAACUUGGUAGUUUGGUAUGCGACAACCUAAGUUUGGCAAGUUCCAGACGAGGGAUUUGGAUUUACUAUCAUUUCACUGCCGAAGGGAGUUACAAGGUACACUCCUAUCCUUAAUAUGCUUGCCGAGGAAAUAUGGUAUGGAAGAGACUCGAGUACAAGAUUUGGUGAAGGUGCAGAAACUAUCUCAGAGUGUGUUUGAUGUUGUUAAUAAUGAUUUUUCUUGUACCAAGUUUUUGCGUUAGGAUUGUUAGCAGGUUUGUUGAUCUUAAGAUAACAAGUACCCUCUUGCUAUCCGUUUUUGCACGCCCAUUAUGUGAACAGGUUUUCACUUCAGCUGUUGAUGAUUGCUCAUUUGUAGGGGUGAGCAUGGGCCGGUAUGGACCAGUUUUUACCUCAUCCGCAUCCAAUCCAAUCCCCUAUUGAUU
Papaver somniferum (opium poppy) is the source of this 2657-nucleotide messenger RNA. Its product is annotated as pentatricopeptide repeat-containing protein At2g32630-like. The transcript has a single exon. Bases 115 to 1890 code for a protein of 591 amino acids. Gene Ontology annotation, molecular function: protein binding. NCBI's taxonomy places the organism in Eukaryota, Viridiplantae, Streptophyta, Magnoliopsida, Ranunculales, Papaveraceae. The record is from RefSeq and is a predicted model, not a curated record.